Molecule: messenger RNA, 895 nt
Organism: Aspergillus sclerotioniger CBS 115572
Lineage: Eukaryota; Fungi; Ascomycota; Eurotiomycetes; Eurotiales; Aspergillaceae
Product: transcriptional coactivator p15/PC4 family protein
Exons: 2
Coding region: 104-613 (169 amino acids)
Biological process (GO): positive regulation of transcription initiation by RNA polymerase II
Molecular function (GO): DNA binding; transcription coactivator activity
Source: RefSeq, a predicted model, not a curated record
GGGCAUUCCUAUUACUUAUUCCGGGAGAGGAUUGAUCAAUAAAAUACCUACACUCACUUCCUUCCAUAUCGUUGGCUCCUGUCCUUGGUCGUACAUCCCAAUCAUGCCGCCCAGGACCAAAAAGCGCAGCCCUGACGCUGAGAGUGAUCUCGUGAUUGACAACAAUCAUUCAUCGAAAAGGACAAAGACUAAGGCUCCCAAGGAAUCUAAAGAUUUACCCGUUGUUGAGCCAUAUGUCAGUGAGGGUAAAACUGACUCGAACGGAGACCGUUAUUGGGAAAUCUCAAAAGCACGCCGUGUGACCAUUUCGUCUUUCCGAGGAAAGACCAUGGUCAGUAUAAGGGAAUACUAUGAGAAAGAUGGCCAAGAGCUUCCAGGGAAGAAGGGAAUUGCUCUGCCGCUGGAUCAGUUUUCCUCCCUCGUGAGCUUGCUACCAGACAUUGAAUCUGCUCUUCAAGAAAGCGGAGAGUCAAUUCCUCGUCCAAGCUAUGCCAGCGGCAGUAGAAUGAUUGUUGACAACGAAGGGGAAGAUUGUGAUUCAGGUGACCUUUUAGACGCAGGGAACUCUCGCAAAAACAUCGAAGCGACAAGUGAGGACGAUAGCGAUGAGUAGGCAUACCAUCCAAACUGAUGGCUUGGAAUCUGGUGUCGUUCGCCCCAGAUUGUUUUGAAACAGAGCAAGCAGAGAACUUUCUAAACGUCCGCAAAUGUUCUGUUUUUCUAAAGCUGUCGCCUUGCCAUUGAGUGACUAUGCAAGUCGAAAUGGAAUUUCUAUCCCCAAGUCUAGGAAUCCGUGAGUAGAAAUUGCAUUCUGCUGUACCUUCUAAGCCUCCUAAGAUACAAUUAGCUAGCCUGCCCGCAUUUUGGCCAUAUAACUUGUGCUAUUCGAGAUACU